CAUUUGACCAGGAGAGGGGCGAGUUGAAGUCCCCGGCAGGAGUGGAGUUUCAUUUGACCAGGAGAGGGGCGAGUUGUAGUCCCCGGCAGGAGUGAAGUUUCAUUUGACCAGGAGAGGGGCGAGUUGAAGUCCCCGGCAGGAGUGGAGUGCACUGGUCGGUUGAUUAAAAUGAGGCCUAGGACCUCAUUGAUUCGGUAGGCAUCAGGUAAACAAAUGAGGAACCAAGGAAAGUGUAUUUCAGACUACUCAAGUGAGGGGUCCUACAACACCAGACACAAGAGGUAAAGUAAAAGAAGAUAGAAGAAGGUGGCAGAACUCUUCCCAUAAUCAUGAUUUCACAGAAGCCACAGCCUUCACAGUAACUGAAGUGACAUUAAAACUGCAGUUGGAUUUAGUGACUCUGCCUGGAAAACCAUGGAUGCGUUUGAGGGUCUCCACAGUGUCCAGCUGUCCUCCUCUCCACCCCUUGCCUCUGCCACCAACCCAGGGUAUGAGGUUCUAGUAUCCGCCAGAUCUGGUAUCCAGGUGUACUCCAACACCACGUUCUAUGGUAAACCCAGUGUUCUAGAGCAGGCUCAGAAGAGGGGGAGAGCCAAAUAUCACUCCCACCGAGAGGAGACUAAAGAAGAGAGGUGUGAGGUUGGAAGGUUGGUAGACCUGGAGCCAGGUCCAAUCCCCAGGGUGGAGGGUGGAGGGCAGGGUGACCCCAGGCCCGCCAGGCCCCAGGAGCAGGGUACCCAGGCCAGGGGCAGAGAGGGCAGCAGGCUGGAGCGUGCUGCCCAGCUGGAGGGUGCCCGGGGCGGGGAGCAUGAAGACAAUGUGUCCCGCCUCCGGAGCUCUUCCCUGGAGAUCAGAGAGAAGGGAUCAGAGAUCCUCAGAGAGCAGCUAGAUGCUGCACAGAAGGAGCUGAAGCUGAAGGAUAAGGAGUGUGAGCGUCUGUCACAGAUCCAUCAACUAGAGCAGGAGCUGGAGGAGCUAACUGCCAGUCUGUUUGAGAAAGGAGCUCACAGGAUGGUGCGUGAAGCCAACGUGAAACAAGCAGCAGCAGAGAAACAGCUGAAGGAGGCUCAGGACAGGCGGAGGUGUCCGCCCUGGAAGACCAUGGUCCUGAAAUCCACCCGUCUUCCCCAACCGCCAGGCCCACCUCAGCCCUCUCCCGGGCAUAGGUCCAGGGGUGCCAGCCCCACCAUGGAGGAGGACACAACCCGCAACAAGAGUGCCAGUGGUCCUCCCCAUUGUCCCCGGUGGGCACUCAGACCUGCCUCUGACCUGCAACCAGUCAGAGAGGACAAAGAGCUUCUUCUUUCCUCCCUCCUCUCUCCCUCCCUCCAUCUGUCCUUCUCUCCAUCUCUCCUUUCUCAGCCUACUGUUCCUACGCUCCUCUUGCUGAUUCUAUGUCUGGUUCUGGGUCACUCUGUCUCUGUGACCUAUGAACCCUACUGGGCAGAGCAGGGGGAGAGGCCACGGUCUCUCAGCCGCCAGAUGGACAACAUUCUGUAUGCAGAGUUCUUGACCUGGAGAAACAGACCUAGUCUGGACAGAAGUUCAGCCUUCCUGGUGCGGAUAUACAGGGAGGACAUCAGCCCCUGCCUCUCCUUCACACGAUCUGAGUUGUCUCAGUCAGUACAGAAUGCAGUGGAGAACAACUCUCUAACCAUCCAGCCGGUGGCCUUGUCAGCUUUACCCGUGGUCAAAGCCAACGCCAUAGAGUGUGGCGGGCCCAAGAAGUGUGCGUUGAGCGGCAUCCGGUCCUGUAAGCACCAAAUCAAACUGGGUGACGAAGAGAGUUACUACUAUAUCUCUCCCUCCGCAGCGGCACGGGUACCUAGCAACCAUGUUUGUUGUUUUUUGAAAAAUAUAUUUGAAAAUGUAUUGAAAAUAAAAUAUGUAUUCACUUAUCCUCCUCAACACUUAAGACAUAUAAAUAUGACUACUUUUGUGAUAUAAUACUUUUAUCACGUAGGCCUAUGUGAGAGAACUUUUUGUUUGAAAGUGUGUGUGAGCCCUUCCUCAAUUCCGCUCCUCUAGAUCACAACCGUGUGUACUUCUUCAUAUAUCCGUUAAUUCAGCAGGGCUGGUCAGACAUGAUGGUAAGUCUGACGUCCCCUUCUAAAAGAUAGACACAGAGAGCUCAACAAUAGACCCAUUUAAACAGUGAAAAAUGACAGUGGCAAUAAGUUAGCUUUGUUAAUGCAGACAUUUAAAUCUGUCUGCCGUUCUGAAACUGACUGAAACCAUUUAAACCUCAUGUCU
Molecule: messenger RNA, 2253 nt
Organism: Salvelinus sp. IW2-2015
Lineage: Eukaryota; Metazoa; Chordata; Actinopteri; Salmoniformes; Salmonidae
Source: RefSeq, a predicted model, not a curated record